Molecule: messenger RNA, 2652 nt
Organism: Aspergillus homomorphus CBS 101889
Lineage: Eukaryota; Fungi; Ascomycota; Eurotiomycetes; Eurotiales; Aspergillaceae
Product: putative chitin synthase activator (Chs3)
Exons: 5
Coding region: 197-2464 (755 amino acids)
Molecular function (GO): protein binding
Source: RefSeq, a predicted model, not a curated record
CUUGGCUUUUUAUUCAAUAACGUCUUGUGAAUCGUCAAACCAGGAGUCUUCGCCAUAUAUUACGGGCUUUUAGUCUGAAACCAUUUAAUUGUCAGGGGUAAGGAAGAACGGAUACAGCGGGAAUAAAAAAGAAAAAGAAAGGAAAGGAAAGGAAAGAAAAGCAAUAGUUCAAGGUCGGAGAAACACCCAGGCCGCGAUGAAUAGGCCACCACAAGGUCGUGGUCAGCCACGGCUGGGUGCGACAUGGUAUCCAGGGGGCCAGGACGAUUUUUACAUGCCAGAAGUCAUAUCCCCUUCUCCUCAAAGAGUCAUGCCCGAGGUACCGGAGAAUAUGCAGGACAACAUAGCUCAUCUCGAGCACGAAGCUCGAAACCCCCACCACAACCAGUAUGAGCGAUCUCGCUUCCCCGAGCGAACCUCGUCCGCCGUUGCCCAAGACCAACCUUACCCGUCGGCCUACAAUCCCGCCCAUCACGAGCAGCAGAACGCCGCUCACGAUACCAUGGAUGCACCUAAUUUCUCCCCAUUUCCUGUCCUGCGGAAUCCCCCGCCAAACGUCCCUCCGACUGAUGAGCAGAGGGAAGCCAAUCUGAAGCGAGCCCGAAUGGCGGUGCUCUCCUCAAAUGAUCCGGAGAUGCAGCUGGCCUGGGCUCAAGACGCGCUCGCUUUUGUCGAGGUCGCUAUGCAGAAUGAGGCCCGUUUGUCCCUGAUCCAGCCCCCGCGACCACAGACGCCUCCGGUGGAGCGCCAGCUCAAACUUGACGCGAUGAAUAUCGUGAACUUCCUCGCUGAGCAACAUCACCCCAAGGCCGAGUUUAUCAAGGGCAUGUGGCUUGAGUUUGGCAAGUUUGGAUAUCGGGUGGAUAAAAAGGAGGCUUUCCGAUCCUACUCGAGAGCUGCGGACAAAGGAUAUGCCAGAGCCGAGUAUCGGAUUGGCAUGCAGUUUGAAAGUUCUGGUGAGCCGGAGAAAGCCAUUAGGCAUUAUGAGAAGGGUGUUGCCCUCGCAGACUCCGCUUCAUUCUAUCGCCUGGGAAUGAUGAUUCUUUUGGGUCAGCAUGGUCAGCGUCAGGAUUACCAGAUGGGACUGGAAUAUAUUAGCCUCGCAGCCCAGUCCUGCGACGAGAAUGCCCCUCAGGGAGCCUAUGUCUAUGGCAUGCUGCUGGCCCGCGAGUUGCCGCAGGUCAAUGUUCCCGAGAGUUACCUUCCCCUUGAUCUCAAUGCCUCCCGCGUCAACAUAGAAAAGGCUGCGUAUCACGGCUUUGCAAAAGCACAAGUCAAGAUGGGUGCGGCCUAUGAGCUGUGCCAACUCGGCUGCGACUUCAAUCCUGCCUUGUCUCUGCAUUACAACGCGUUGGCUGCACGUCAAGGUGAACCAGAAGCAGAGAUGGCUAUCAGCAAAUGGUUCCUUUGUGGGCACGAAGGUGUCUUCGACAAGAAUGACGAAUUGGCGUUCACUUACGCUCAACGGGCCGCUCAAAGCGGGUUUCCCACCGCCGAAUUCGCCUUGGGAUACUUCUACGAGGUAGGAAUCUUUGUUCCGGUGGACAUCAAAGAAGCUAGAAGCUGGUAUGCCAAAGCUGCCGCCAAUGGGAAUAAAGACGCGACCGGUCGCAUCGACAGCAUCUCUCGCUCCAAGACCUUGUCCAGAAAGGAUCACGAACAAGUGGCGAUCGCCCGAAUCAAGUCGCGCUACGGAUCCGGUCAACGAGGACCUCCGAUGAAACCGACUCCGGAGAACAUCGAAAUGCCUGAUCCGUCCAGGAUGACUCUCUCGGAUAAUCCAUCGGCCGCUGCUCCCUAUCCUGACAGGCCUUCGUCCCGGGCCCGACCUGUGUAUCCACCAGGGUAUGGAAUGCCUGACCCACGUCCUAGUUCUGCCUUUGGGAUCAAUCCGAACAUUCGCAACACUGCUCCCACUUAUAACCGUGCAGCGUCUUAUGGGCCGGGACCGAUGGGCUACCGGACUCCAGGACCCAGUACUCCCUCCACUGCCAGCCCUACCAGCCCAGCACCCACUACUCCCAAGCUUGAUAUUGGCUAUUCGGCACCACUCGAAAACCCCAACGCAGAUGCCCGCAGACGUCCCCAGCGGCUUGACAACAUGCCUCCAGACCGCAGACCCGUAAGGGCCCCAGCCUCUCCUCAUGCGCAAGGUGGCCCAACGGGUUCCCCUCGGCCAGCUGUUUCGCCUUCCACCACAACAUUCCCCCCACGUACGGAGUCCAUACCGUCAUCAAAUGCUUCAUCAAUACCCAAGCCUCCACUGUCUUCGUCCACGCCCAAGCCAUCUUCAGCCGCAUCCACGCCCAAGCCGACCCCACCGACGUCUAGUGCUGCCGGUCAGAAACCUGCUGCUGCUGCAUCCGCCAAGCCGCAAUCUGGUCUCCCGGGUAAAGGCCCCAAGACCUUCGAGGAAAUGGGGGUUCCAGCUGUACAGAAAGACAAUGAUUGCAUUGUCAUGUGAGAUACCCCUACACCAACUCUCCCGUAAUCGUCUAUUCGCUGUGCUAUAUCUGGAAAAUCUUACCAAGAGUCUUGUUGACUUUCUUCGCCUUGCGACAUGCAAUUAAGUUCAAGUAGCGUGAUAAUAAGGGCCAUGAAGAGGCAGCGUACAAACCUAGUCUUGAAUAGGAGCAAUAUAUGUUCUUUGGG